This is a messenger RNA of Toxotes jaculatrix (banded archerfish), 3225 nucleotides long. It is a transcript of the gene apol, whose product is annotated as apolipoprotein L. Gene Ontology annotation, molecular function: lipid binding. The coding region runs from base 458 to 2137 and encodes 559 amino acids. The record is from RefSeq and is a predicted model, not a curated record. Gene Ontology annotation, biological process: lipoprotein metabolic process; lipid transport. Gene Ontology annotation, cellular component: membrane; extracellular region. NCBI's taxonomy places the organism in Eukaryota, Metazoa, Chordata, Actinopteri, Toxotidae. The transcript is spliced from 4 exons.
CUGACUGGACCAUGUUGGACCACUCUGGGUCCGUUGGGGUUCAGGUAAAAUCAUACAGUGUGUGACUGUUUUAAAACUAAUCUUAAGUCUUCAGAUCCAGUCGCUGUAAGUCUUUCUCAUUACAGGAUUUCAGGAUGAACGACGACCCUCGAAGGCAGCAUAGGGAACGUAGCGCUGAACGGGGAAAGCUGCGUGGCUUAUUGGACUUUGGACACGUUAUUAUCGCCACUAAACUCAGUUUCAGCCUAAGAGAAAAAAAAAAGAAUGGGUGCGGCUGAACUUGCGGAUGUGAAGAAAGGAAAAUGAAAGCAAACACUUGCAGGUCACACGCCGAGGGUGCGUUCUACGUGGCAAUUUCAUUGUUUCAGUAUUUCCAAACCGGUUUGUGCUUCACCACAGCAAACAAUGCGAUGAGGCCACAGUGAGGGAAUGAAGAGAAGCUGAGAAGAGAGAAAACAUGUCUGCAGCAAGAAAGGAACUACAGGAGGCUUUGAGCCGCUACGCCACAGAUACCCUCAUCCACAUCAACACAGUGACAGGAUUCUGUGAGAGGACCACGAAAUGGAUGCUCGCGAGGGAGACAGAAUUACACAUGAUGAUGGACAUCAAAGACAGGGCUGACCACGUCGAUCUUAACUUCAGCCAUGUUACCCAGUCAGAGAACAGAGGUGAGGCUUUUCUCGAAUAUAUGAAGAGCAAACUGACCCUCAUGACUGCGGAUACCAGGCUUGCAGACCUGGAGAAGGAGCUGUCUGCAGUGUUGGAGGACACUCUGGGAGGCCUGGAGAAGCUCGACUGCUUCCUGGAUGCAGUGGAGAAGCUGGCGGUCACCUCACUUCAUGUGUUUGCGGAGAACCAGGUGUUACAUCUGCCCGAGGGGAUCAGCCCUGACCUGGUUCAGGUUGUCAUCAUUGCUGCGCGACUAAUCUCCCCUCUGCUCCUCGAGUUUAAAAGAGACGCACAAGACUUCUUCCUCCCCAGACUUCAGAAUGUGGAAGUGCUGUCGUAUCAGCUGGACAAAUACAUACAGACCACCCAGAAAAUCUGCGAAAAGUUAGAGAAAAGCUCCUUCAGCGACCUUUGCCUGAAGAAGACCACGGAGGCUGUGGUUGACCUUGAUGCUGAUAUGUGUGAAGAUGACGUACGGAGGAUGCUCGAUCACAUUAAUCAGCUUGAUGAAAUCAGGAUGAACCAGCACUUCCGGACAGUGUUCUUGUUCAAAGAAGAAUCAUGUUCUAACUUUAUCCGUGAGUUCAGUGAGCGACAGCCCAGGAUGCUGGAGUUUCUAAAAGACAUGGAGGAGAGCGCUGUUCAGCUUGACAGGAUGAGUAAAGGGGCAAAAAUCUCCAGUGUGGCAGGCAGCUCAGUGGGGGCAGUUGGAGGUGUGCUUUCCAUUGUUGGUUUGGCCUUAAUUCCUGUAACAGCAGGCGUGUCUCUUGCUCUGACGAUGACAGGGGUAGGGCUGGGAAUCACCAGCGGAGUUAACAGCGUUGUCACCACAGCCACAGAGAUAGGAGUAAACCGUACACAACAAAAAAAAGCCAGUGAAGUCUUCCAGAGCUUCAUGGAGGAUGUGCAGAGUCUCCAGGAUUGUCUGGACGAGGUGACCAAGAGGGAAACAGGUGAGAUAGAUGUGGCUUUGGGAGUAGGUAAGGUGCUUUGUAAAGCGGCUGUCAUUGGAAAAGGCAUUGAUUCAUUAGUUGAUGCUGCCUCUGCUGUAAAGUUGUUGCAAAGUGAAGAGUUGAUUACAGGUGUUGGUAAGGCGGUGGUCCAGGAAGGUAAAGCAUUACGUAAUGUGCCCAGAGUGGCCUCAGACAUCCCAGAUAUUGGUCAGGCAGCAGUCAAAGGGCCUCUUGCUCUCUCCAACUCAGCCAGGGCAGGUCUAAUCGUUGCCAAUGCUCUGUUCCUCGGCAUGGAUAUCUUCUUCAUCUGUAAAGACAGCGUCGGACUGGCCAAAGGCAGCGAGACUGAAGUCUCAAAGUUCCUCAGAGCCAGAGCUGCACUUUGGAGCUCAGAGAUUGACUCAUGGCAGAGGAUCUGUGACUCCCUUCGUGAAGGCGUGCUCACAUCAGAGAAAAAGGAAGUUAUCCUGGAGACGCCAUUUUACCAUGAGAUGGACAGAGAUGGAAGUGGAUGAAAACAGAAGGAACAGUUGUAUGUGAUACAGUAGGGCUCAGUGAAAAGUACUGCACUUGGGAUGCUUCCAUGCCAACUCUGACACUGUGAUCAGAUGUCAGAUCCAUUUUCUGUAAGUAAAUCAUAGUUUAUAGCUCACUGCAGCAAGUUGAUCAGCAUUUCUCCCUCAAGGACACAGACCAAAUUUUCCCGACAGAAUUCCUGAUGGCGUUUAUGCUUUUACUCUCAAUCAGUGCUGCUCAGAACAUGAGGAGACUCUGUGACCAUAACUGGAAAUUAAUACUAAACCCUCUGAUGUUCUCUAUUAAAAAAAUACCUGCACACUGUUAAAUAUUUCUCAUGACAAGAAAUUAAUGUAAAUGAUCCCAAUGCAUUGUUAUUGACACAUGUAAAGCUUUCGUUUGUAUUUUUUAUGUUGUUCUUAUUUUGGUGUUUCCUGUGAAGACGGAAAUUUAUUUUGAAAAGACGUGGUGCUCAUGUAACGAGCGGCUGGCUAAUAGUGGGCGACAGGGCGCCGCCGUCCUUGACCCAUAAGAGUCUUUUUAUUAUUGUCCAAUCAGCAGCCUGACCAGCUCCGGGAGGGCUUGCCCCAACGUGCUUUCGUCAUACGCACUAGUGGCGUCACGCGCGCAUGCGCAUACGCAUUCACGUUCACGUUCAAGAUCAACAUGGCUAGCAUUGCAACUCAACAGAGCAACUCCGUCGUGCCAUUGUCGGAAUUACCAUUCUAUCGUCGGAGCAAUCAAGAUAAAGUGGCUAUCAAAGAUUUAGGACCACGCAGACUAAAUUUAAAUAUCAAGCAGGUGGCUUCAAAGGCGGGGAAAACCUACAGCCGCGGAUUUUCACGGAGCUGGCUAGCAUGAUGCGAACUAGCUAACGCGCCGUUCUGCUAGCCCUGCUAAUUUAGCCGGAUGGAAGGACAGACACCGACCUGCACCAUCUUUCGGAGACAGAAAACAUGAAACAUCGACGAUACAAAUGGACAAGUGCCUGAAACUUUUUUGGAAGAGUUAACAUCGCCACACAGCUGGAUGAGAGCUACAUGAUAGCUAUGUGUCGUCGCAACGACGAGGUGAUCAAGAGCCGCCA